UUCAAUUCUAGCAGGAACGCUAAGCGCCAGAGGCAACAACACAGAAUCUUAACAAGAGUACAUAGUGCCGUUAGGAAGUGUUAAUUAACGCGCGAGUCUCUUUUGGUAGUGAAAACGCGAGUAAAACCUUUCGUACGCACAGCGAACUAUUCGUGGAGUGACAAGGAUCAAUAUGGGCACAAGUAGGCGCUCUUCCAGCGUGGCUAAAUUAUUGCCGCCCACAUUUGGUAGACGACAUAUGCAAUGCCUAUUGAUGUUUGUCGGUUUCGCCGCUGCAUUUUCGAUGCGCGUUAAUCUCUCUGUCGCAAUUGUAGCGAUGAUGGACCGCAAAGCAGCAAAUCCAGAUUUUCCAGAAUAUCACUGGUCCGAAGAGACUAAGUCGCGCAUACUUAGCAGCUUUUUUUGGGGUUAUAUUUGCACGCAAAUUCCCGGCGGCUUACUGGCACGACGCUUCGGCGGAAAAGUAAUGUUGUUGAGCAGUAUCUCCAUAAGCAGCAUAAUGGCGCUGUUAACUCCACUCGGCGUCGCCUAUGGGGACUGGAAGUUGCUUUGUUUCAUGCGUUUCCUACAGGGUUUCGGGCAGGGUGUAACAGUACCGUCCAUGCAUACUUUACUCGCCAAAUGGGCACCGGUAACGGAACGUGGCUCGUUGGCUACCUAUGCUUAUUCAGGUUCACAAUUCGGCACUGUUAUAAUGUUAGCUUCAAGCGGUGUGCUCGCUUCCUCGUCCAUGGGUUGGCCCAGUUGUUUCUACAUACCCGGCAGUUUUGGUCUUAUAUGGACAAUACUGUGGAUCAUUUUGGGUGCAAGUUCGCCAAGUGAAUGCAAAAAGAUUAGCGCUGCCGAACGCGCACUCAUUGAAGAUUCUCUACAGCAGCAUGUUAAGCCGCAAGAUGAUGGCAAACCCAACUUAUCUGUACCCUGGAAACACAUCUUCACAUCCGUGCCAUUCUUAGUGUUAAUGGCGACACAUUGCGCAGGGGCUUGGUGCUUUUGGACGUUGCUCACACAAAUACCAACCUAUAUGAAGAGCGUACUCGGUAAGGAUAUCAAAAGCAAUGCUUUGCUCUCGGCACUGCCGUACUUCACGAUGUUGAUUUUGGGUUUGGCGUGUGGACCGUUGAGUGAUUUCUUGGAGAAGGGCAGCCAUUUGAGCGCGACCACAAGUCGGAAGAUUUUCAAUUCCAUUGGUCAAUGGGUGCCGGUGCUCAGCUUGAUUUGGUUGGGUUACAUAAAACGUGAACAAGCGGACUUAGCGGUUUUCUUGUUAACCUUCACCGUGAGUAUCAGCACAACAAUGCAUUUGGGCUGGCAGGUGAAUCACAUCGAUUUGGCACCAAACUUCGCCGGCACGCUCGUUAGUCUGACCAACUGUGCGGCGAAUGUUUGCAGCAUUAUUGCACCUCUAGUGGUGGGCUUUAUCGUCACCGACACGAGUAACCCCAACCAGUGGCGCAUAAUAUUUUUCAUUGUGGGAGGCAUCAACUUUCUCGGUAAUCUGCUGUUUGUUCUAUUCGGCACCGCAAAAGUGCAGCCCUGGAAUAGUGAACGCGAAACGAAAGUUACUAAUGGUAAAGUCGAUGCAGAGAAGGCGCAAGAAAUGGAACCUCUUAAUGAGGAAACGAUUGAUGUGCCAAUAACAAAGGCAGAAUCGCAAAUGUCGCUUUAAUUUUUAGACAGUACUUUUUUUGUUUGUCAAGUUAGUGGAAUUUAACAUUAGCUUGUGUACAAUAUUGUUUAGUCAAACUUUUCCUUGAGAUUAAGCUUCAUAGUUACUAGGUUUUAUAGAUUCUCAAAGGUCUAUACUUUAGUUUGCAGUAUGAAUAUAUGCGGUGAUAGGUGUUUUGCAUGUAAGUAGAUAAAUAGAUUUGGAAGAUAUAUUUAGGUAGCCUAUAGUCAGUAUGUAGAACCUAAGUAUAAGCUUGUUCGAAAGCUGACAAUGAUAGUAUAACGGAAUACAAUAUGAGUUAAUGAAAUUAUUAUUAAUAUGCAC
Messenger RNA from Bactrocera tryoni, 1993 nucleotides. RefSeq names its product putative inorganic phosphate cotransporter. Gene Ontology annotation, biological process: transmembrane transport; monoatomic anion transport. Lineage: Eukaryota; Metazoa; Arthropoda; Insecta; Diptera; Tephritidae. The transcript has 4 exons. Gene Ontology annotation, cellular component: plasma membrane. The record is from RefSeq and is a predicted model, not a curated record. The coding region runs from base 173 to 1669 and encodes 498 amino acids. Gene Ontology annotation, molecular function: transmembrane transporter activity.